Molecule: messenger RNA, 474 nt
Organism: Mycosarcoma maydis (corn smut)
Lineage: Eukaryota; Fungi; Basidiomycota; Ustilaginomycetes; Ustilaginales
Exons: 4
Coding region: 1-474 (157 amino acids)
Source: RefSeq, a predicted model, not a curated record
AUGAACGGCUACAACGCGCCAAAAAGGAACAUUCAGCGGAGAAGUGACAAAGCUUGGCAGGACGCAGUUUUGAAAACACGUCUUAACGGGUAUGGAGGGCUAUCAGCGGCAAGCCUAUUCGGAAUUGAAUGUGGACGCACUUGCCCUAGCGUUGUCGAGCAGCUCAGGGGGAUUUUGCUUGGACAACUCUCACCUGGUAGAAACAGUAGAAACAGUCGAGAUAAUCGUGUACUGAAGCUGGGAAAUCUGUGUCUUUUCUUACGUGCCGCUCUGAAUUGCACUGUUCACACGCCAUGCAUUCGCAAGGUACGCAUCUGCAUUGAAAAGGGUGUCAAGCUGGGAUUGGCCGCAAUCCCGGGACGGAGCAAUGCGCAGUUACAGCACAAAUACGCGGACCUGCCUUGGUGGAAUGUGUACAAGACUGUGAGAGCAUCGCAACCCCGGGCCUAUGCGAGACGCGGCAAAAUACUGUAG